Molecule: messenger RNA, 2421 nt
Organism: Fraxinus pennsylvanica
Lineage: Eukaryota; Viridiplantae; Streptophyta; Magnoliopsida; Lamiales; Oleaceae
Source: the annotation of a GenBank genome assembly
AUGGGAUUAGAGGAAGUGAGCAACAGGAAAAUCGUACUGAAUGAUUACAUUAUAGGUUUCCCAAAAGAAUCGGACAUGUCAUUGAAAACCUCCUUUAUCAAACUCAAGGUUCCGGCGGAUUCUCCUAAUGCAAUUUUGGUGAAAAAUUACUAUUUGUCUUGUGAUCCUUACAUGCGCAAUCGCAUGCAGAAAAAUGAGGGGAGUUACACUGAGUCCUUUAAACCCGGCACUCCUAUCGUCGGAUAUGGAGUGUCCGAAGUUGUUGACUCGGCUCAUCCCAACUUCAAGAAGGGUGACCUGGUUUGGGGAAUUACUAGCUGGGAAGAAUACAGCCUUAUUAAAGCUCCAGAGUCUUUCUUCAAAAUUCAGCAUACAGAUGUGCCUCUCUCCUACUAUACAGGAAUUCUUGGUAUGCCUGGCAUGACUGCUUAUGCUGGUUUUUAUGAGGUUUGCAAUCCCAAAAAGGGCGAAACUGUCUUUAUUUCUGCUGCAUCUGGAGCAGUUGGUCAGCUUGUUGGGCAAUUUGCAAAGUUGCUUGGGUGCUAUGUAGUUGGAAGUGCCGGAAGCAAAGAUAAGGUUGAUCUGUUGAAGAACAAAUUUGGAUUUGAUGGUGCAUUUAACUAUAAAGAAGAGCAGGACCUAAUUGCAGCUUUAAAGAGGUAUUUCCCUAAUGGAAUUGAUAUUUACUUCGAGAAUGUUGGAGGAAAGAUGCUUGAUGCCGUGCUCCUCAACAUGAAAAUCAAGGGCCGUAUAGCUGUUUGUGGAAUGAUCUCCCAAUACAAUCUUGAGCAGCCAGAAGGCAUACACAACUUAUUGUGCAUUAUAAUGAAACGAAUUCGUAUGGAGGGAUUCCUUGUUAUUGAUUUCUACCACCUCUAUCCAAAGUUUUUGGAGAUGGUGCUGCCACAGAUAAAAGAAGGAAAGAUUUCAUAUGUAGAAGACAUGGCCGAAGGCCUUGAAAGUGCACCGGCUGCUCUUGUAGGGCUGUUCGCUGGUCGCAAUGUUGGGAAGCAGGAAUAUAGAAGAAAACUGACUACAUAUCUGCCAUCACAACCGUCUCCCUUGGCCACUCCACUGCAAAAUUCCCAGCACUGCCGCAAACCCGCGAAAGUGAUCUUCUUCAAAUUCGAGAAGGUUCAACUACCAGAAGGAAUAGCACCAUUUAUACAAAUUUCUGAAAAUGAUUUUUUAGGCCUAAAACGCCGAAAACUGAAGGAAGAUGAUAUUGCCAUUUGCGAGUGCAUGUAUGAUGGAACUAAUCCUGAAAAUGCAUGUGGAGAAACUUGUUUAAAUGUCCUAACCAGCAUAGAGUGCACGGCUGGGUACUGCCCUUGCGGUGAACAUUGCAGGAAUCAGAAAUUUCAGAAAUGUGAAUAUGCAAGAACAAAGUUGUUUAAAACUGAAGGGCAUGGUUGGGGGCUUCUAGCUGAUGAGAUUAUAAAGGCUGGACAGUUCAUCAUUGAGUAUUGUGGAGAAAUAAUCUCAUUAGAAGAAGCUAAGCGACGGUCCAAAAAUUAUGAAGCUCAAGGUAUUAAAGAUGCAUACAUAAUUUCUCUAAGUGCCAGUUGUUUGAUUGAUGCUACGAAGAAAGGAAACCUAGCAAGAUUUAUAAAUCAUUCAUGUCAACCAAAUUGUGAGACCAGAAAGUGGGUUGUGCUGGGGGAAACAAGGGUUGGGAUAUUCGCAAAAAAAGAUAUUUCUGUUGGAACUGAACUUUCAUAUGACUAUAAUUAUGAAUGGUAUGGUGGCGCCACUGUUCGCUGUCUGUGUGGGGCUGCCAACUGUUCUUUAUUUCUUGGUGCAAAGUCCCAUUGUUUCCAGGAGUAUAGCCAUGUAUGGGACGAUGGUGAUGACAGAUAUAUGGUUGAAAAUAUUCCACUCUACGAUUCUGAUGAGGAUGGUCAUUUUCCCUCUUACGCUAAGAGCCCUUGUGAACAUGAACGGGUAACUGAUGAAGAAGAUGAGUGCUCAAUGAUGAUGGGUGGUACUGAGGGGUCUGAAAACAAAUUGGAGAUUGAUAGUGGUUCGACUUCAACGAAAAAAACACAGCAUACUUCCAAGGGAAAGGCAAAAGUUUCUGGUAGAAAGCUAGUCAGAGACAAAUCUGUUACUGAAGUAUUUGCAUCAAAGGAAGCACAGGCCGAAGUAGCCAAAUAUGAGGAAAUAAAAAAUAAAGCCACAGCCGAUCUAAAUUCCUUGUACGAUGAAAUACGUCCUGCCAUUGAAGAAGGCAAGUGGGACAGUCAGGAAGGUGUAGCUAGCAGUGUAUCAGAAAAAUGGAUAGAUGCAACCUGCGCUAAGUAUGAAGCAGAUUUUGACUUCCAUUUCUCCAUUAUCAAGAAUUUCAUGUGCCCAAAAAAGCCAGCUGGAGACGAAGCCAGGUCUUCAGCAGGGGGAGAUUGCCUGAAGAAAUCGAAGUGA